CACCGACGCCGACUUCAUUCCUCCAUCCCCACAACCAUGUCGCUCCGCCCCGGCCUGCUUGCGAGCACAUCACGCGCCGCUCUGGUGCUGGCGCGGCCUGCGCCGCGCGCGUUCUCGACCACCCCCCGCCGCGCUGAAAAGGAGGGCACGGUGCAGAACAUCGACAAGGAGAUGAAGAACCGCGAGCGGAUGCUGGCGUCGCUGCCCCGCGGCAUCGACAUAACAGCGCACUUUGAGUCGGUGAUUUUGGAACCAAUCGUCGACCCACCAACUUGGGUCAAGCCCGCAUGGCUGCUCAAACCUGUCGGCUUUUUUCAGUACGCCAAAGCCCGUUUCCAGCGCGACGUCGGCACAGCGCAGCAGGUGAACGCGCUCGUCAAGGACGGGCUGGUGCCGUGGGUCAAGACCGGCUGGUUUAGCGGCUCCGGCAAGGCGAUGGAGGGCAUCAUGCCCGAGUUCGUGCACCGCUACGAGGCGUUCAACCGCGCGCAAGCGUCGGCGGACGCGCGCGCGCUCCCCUCUCUCGCCUCAGGCCCUGCGCUCAAGCGCGCCCGCGACGUCGCGGCCAAGAUGCAGCGCGUGAACGCCGCAUGGGCUGUCGAGGCCGAGCACGCGCCCCCCAAGCUCCAGUGGGUGCGCUAUGUGCCGCUCAUGGGCGUGGACGGGCCGAAGCUCGCGCAGGCGUGCGUGACGUUUGACACAACGCAGGCCCUCACAACGGGACCUAAAGGCAAGCGCGAGACGAAGAGCCAGCGCGUGCGUGAGAAUGUUGUGUUUGAGCGCUCGAAUGCGCCCAACUCGCCAUGGAAGGUGAAGAACAUGCUCGAGACGACUUGGCCGCAGCUCUAGGAGGUGGGGUCGGGGGAGGAGGAGGAGAAGGAGGGAGUACCACUCAUUGCAUGGUGUUGGAACGCGGGAGGCGUGCCGCCUGCGAACCGAUGCAUCUUGGUUACAUUUGCGGGGGAUGUGGGUGGCAUCAAAGUCUGGUAGUGGUCGAAGACGAUAUUGACACACUGCCCGUGACGAGAGUGGAUUCCAGGAGUUUAGUUCGUUGAUAAAACAGAUUGAUAUUAGGAUG
Molecule: messenger RNA, 1078 nt
Organism: Cutaneotrichosporon oleaginosum
Lineage: Eukaryota; Fungi; Basidiomycota; Tremellomycetes; Trichosporonales; Trichosporonaceae
Source: RefSeq, a predicted model, not a curated record